Molecule: messenger RNA, 2092 nt
Organism: Calidris pugnax (ruff)
Lineage: Eukaryota; Metazoa; Chordata; Aves; Charadriiformes; Scolopacidae
Product: probable tRNA methyltransferase 9-like protein
Exons: 5
Coding region: 245-1606 (453 amino acids)
Biological process (GO): tRNA wobble uridine modification
Cellular component (GO): nucleus; cytoplasm
Molecular function (GO): tRNA binding; S-adenosylmethionine-dependent methyltransferase activity
Source: RefSeq, a predicted model, not a curated record
GUUGGGAAGGGGCGUCCCCCCUGGAGCUGGGCCCGCGGGGAGGCCCGAAGGCCGCGGGGGUCUUAUUCAGGCUGGUGGCCGCCUCCCACAUGGCUGGGGAAGCUGCUUACUGCACCGCUGUGAUGGAUGCCUGGCUGCGCGAAAGGAGGAGCAAGUCCCUGACCCCAGGAAGGGUAAAGCCCUGACCUGAAGCAUGAUAAAUGAGCCGUGGAUUGGAGAGUGAGUUAGCCAAGCCUUGGUUGUGAUGGAGAAGGACGCAAACCAACUCGAGAGGGACCACGUUCAUAGCGUAUAUGAGAAAAUUGCUCCUUGCUUCAAUGACACACGCUACAAGGCAUGGCCAAAGGUGCAGCAGUUCAUUUCAGAGCAGGAACCAGGCAGUCUGAUUGCUGAUAUUGGCUGCGGAAAUGGCAAAUACCUUCACAUCAAUUCACAAGUCUAUAAACUGGGUUGUGACUACUGUUUCCCCUUGGUGGAAUCAGCACGGAAUGAAGGCCAUGAAGUUAUGGUGUGCCAUAGCUUGUGUCUGCCUUAUCGAAGUGAGUGCUUUGAUGCUGUCCUGUCCAUUGCUGUGAUUCACCAUUUUUCAACGGAAGAGAGGCGCAUGCGAGCAAUAAAAGAGAUGGCUCGCAUCUUGAGAGUAGGAGGCCAGAUAAUGAUAUAUGUGUGGGCAAUGGAGCAAAAACGGAGAAGAUUUGAAAAGCAAGAUGUCUUUGUUCCCUGGAAUCCUUCACCUCCUUCCUGCUCCUCGGGUGAGCCUUGCUCACGUGGAGUACAAAAAUCAAUUCUUCACAAGGACAAAGAGCUGGCUUUGAACCAGCCCUGUCAGAAGUUGGAUGGGACAUCAGAGGUACACAGGACAGCAAGGAGCUCAUCCUGCAGAGGGGAGAAGAAAGCAUCGCACACGGUAUUAGAGAAAUCUCUGAGACGGUCUCUGUUCUCAAGAUCACUCGACUCCGUAUUAGAUGUUGAUGAUCAGUGGCACCAAGAAGAGCUCAUUAGAUACCGCAAUUACGAUGUUCAGCUGAAUGAAUUAAAGAGAGAAAAAAAAGUUGGAAAAAACAGAGAGCAUGGCUUUCUGAAACGUGCUUCUGACUUUUUUCUACACUGCAAACCGAGUUUUGAAAAGACAACAGCUUUUGAAGUGGCUGUUAAACCUGUGCUGCCCAUGUCACACUGCUCGAAGGCUUUCAGGGGGUGCUAUUCAGAAUUAGGGCAAGCAACUCUACAGCUCCCUAUGGCUGCAGAGAGCCUUCAUGACUGCAGCGGAGUGUGUUUACCUGACCUGAUUUCACAUCAGAAAGAAUUAGCUGUCAGACAACAACUUAAAAUAGACCAUCACCCAAAAGAAGGAGCUUUCUGCCAACCUCAGAACAAAAGGAGAACGGGCUCUUCUCUGGUGGUCAAUGAGUGCGCCCUGGCCAUGCAGAGCGGACAGCAGGCGGGUCCAGACGGGGCCUGGCUGAGGUACUACCACGUUUUCAAAGAAGGGGAGCUGGCUGAGCUGAUAGAGCGUCAUAUUCCUGAGCUACAUAUUACUCAUUCGUACUUUGACCAUGCCAAUUGGUGUGUGAUUGCAGAAAAGACUGACGCGUGGAAGAUCUAGGGGAAAUUUCCUUACUGAAAUGCACAAAGAAUACUUAAGGGCUUUCUUCCUUUUGAAAGCUCAGAGCCUUUGAAAAUCUUUCCUGAAGCUUUUUUUAGCCUUGGGUUUGUUUUGGGGGAGAGGGAGACGUAUAAGGAGGAGACUGCUUUGAAACUCUCAGGUUCUGUGACUUUGUUUUCUUUGAUUUGUUCUUAAAAUACACCUCUAUUGAAUUUUUUUUUCUAGAGUUAUUCCAGACUGAGCACAUUUUAGCACACUGAUCCCCUUUCAUAAACAGCUGCCAGCUGUGUUUUGUUGCUUGAAAACAGGUAAAAGAAGGUGAUUGCUGGAUUAUUUUUUACAUGUGCAUUAAAAGUCUUUGUUAUUCAUUUAUUACUAUAUAAUCAUGCAUGUCAACUUUUUAUUUUAAAAUGUAUUGUAUUCUGCCACUUGAUGCAACAUAAUGCAGGAAGUAACUGAAAGAUGUACUAUUUUAUUGCAGUUCAC